GGAUAGUUGAAAAGCCCAUAAUACAAAAAUUUUAGCUGUUAAAGAAAUGAAAUGCAUCAAUGAAUAUUAAUAACCUUUUAUAUAACAUGUAAAUUAAUACUUUGGGACCAAUUCUAACCUCAGGAUUUUUUGUGCCUUAUAUAAUAUGUAGCAAUCGACCCAUUUAUCAAAUUUAUGAGUUGCACGAGUAAAUUAAGUUCAUCUGCAUAUUUAAGUUCUUUAAACAGACCAAUGUAAACAGUUUCUUAUCUGCCAUAUGUUGAAAUGUUUUAGUAAACUAAAGACAUAACUGCUUAGUCAACAAAGAUGGCAUUAAAUUGCACUGUUUUGGAAAAAAAAGUUAAGUGAACUAGAUGCCUGUUAAUCUGGUUCUUUAAAUAUCAUAAACAAAAGUAUCAGAAUGUGUUUCCAAGGACAAAGGCGGAGUUUUCCCAGCUUUGAUUGGUUGCUGCCUUGUCCUGUCCCACGGCCAUCCUUAACUGGCUUUGGGUAGAUUGGAAUCACAUAAGCAGAGUGACAUUUAUUACUUUCUUAGUUUCUUUGCACUGAGCCCUGAGAUUCCCAAGUAGUAACUGUAAAAGAUUUCUUUCAUUUCGUCCAUGAUCUACAAGAGGGGAUCAUUCUACGAAGAGCAGGCAUGAGUCUGAGUGCGAGAAGAGUCACUCUGCCUGCAAUAACGCCAAUAGUCCUACAGAAAAGGGUAAUUAAAGUAUACAGUGAAGAUGAAACCAGCAGGGCUGUAGAGGUACCCAGUGACAUAACUGCCCGAGAUGUUUGCCAGCUGUUGAUCCUGAAGAAUCAUUACAUUGAUGACCACAGCUGGACCCUUUUUGAGCAUCUGCCUCACAUAGGUCUAGAAAGAACAAUAGAAGACCACGAGCUGGUGAUGGAAGUGCUAUCUAACUGGGGAAUGGAAGAAGAAAAUAAACUCUACUUUAGAAAAAAUUAUGCCAAAUAUGAAUUCUUUAAAAACCCAAUGUAUUUUUUUCCAGAGCAUAUGGUGUCUUUUGCAACUGAAACCAAUGGUGAAAUAUCCCCCACACAGAUUUUGCAGAUGUUUCUGAGUUCAAGCACAUAUCCUGAAAUCCAUGGCUUCUUACAUGCAAAAGAACAGGGAAAGAAGUCCUGGAAAAAGAUUUACUUCCUUCUAAGAAGAUCUGGUUUAUAUUUUUCUACAAAAGGGACAUCAAAGGAACCACGGCAUUUGCAGUUUUUCAGCGAAUUUGGCAAUAGUGAUAUUUAUGUGUCACUGGCCGGCAAAAAAAAACACGGAGCACCGACUAACUAUGGAUUCUGCUUUAAGCCUAACAAAGCGGGAGGGCCCCGAGACCUGAAAAUGCUCUGUGCAGAAGAAGAGCAGAGUAGGACGUGCUGGGUGACCGCGAUUAGGUUGCUUAAGAUAAACAUUUGCAGAGUAGAGUGGAAUCGCCUAAUGCAUUUAUCUUUUGUGUGUGGAUAUGGCAUGCAGCUGUACCAGAAUUACAUGCAUCCAUAUCAAGGUAGAAGUGGCUGCAGUUCUCAGAGUAUAUCACCCAUGAGAAGUAUAUCAGAGAAUUCUCUAGUAGCAAUGGACUUCUCAGGCCAGAAAAGCAGAGUUAUAGAAAAUCCCACGGAAGCCCUUUCAGUCGCUGUUGAAGAAGGACUCGCUUGGAGGAAAAAAGGAUGCUUACGCCUGGCCACUCAUGGUAGCCCUACUGCCUCUUCCCAGAGCUCUGCCACAAACAUGGCCAUCCACCGGUCGCAGCCAUGGUUUCACCACAAAAUUUCUAGAGAUGAAGCACAGCGAUUGAUUAUUCAGCAAGGACUUGUGGAUGGAGUUUUCUUGGUACGGGAUAGUCAGAGUAACCCCAAAACUUUCGUACUGUCAAUGAGUCAUGGACAAAAAAUAAAGCAUUUUCAAAUUAUACCAGUGGAAGACGAUGGUGAAUUGUUCCACACUCUGGAUGAUGGCCACACGAGAUUUACAGACCUAAUCCAGCUGGUGGAGUUCUAUCAACUCAAUAAGGGCGUUCUUCCUUGCAAGUUGAAACAUUAUUGUGCGAGGAUUGCUCUUUAGCCAAACCAGAAGUGACUUGUUAAACUGUUGAAGAAAAAGGAC
Acinonyx jubatus (cheetah) is the source of this 2098-nucleotide messenger RNA. RefSeq names its product growth factor receptor bound protein 14 (gene GRB14). Bases 638 to 2056 code for a protein of 472 amino acids. Gene Ontology annotation, biological process: insulin receptor signaling pathway; negative regulation of insulin receptor signaling pathway. Lineage: Eukaryota; Metazoa; Chordata; Mammalia; Carnivora; Felidae. The transcript has 14 exons. Gene Ontology annotation, cellular component: cytoplasm; plasma membrane. The record is from RefSeq and is a predicted model, not a curated record.